UUUGAAAAAUAUAUGAGAUUGAGAUGGGUUGAAUUUAAAUGAGGUAGAGAAGAGAUGAAGUAAUAAAAUAAUAUAUAAUCAUAGAUUAUUGAGCAACCAUUAAAAAUCCAAUGUAUGAUCUACGUUCUAAACGUUGACGAAGACGUAGACAUUGCUCAGUCAAGUUCCAUUUGCAAUGUUGAAGAAGUUUCUGCCAGCAGCACAAUUAAAGUAAUGAACUUGCUCUUAUAAAUCAGAUUACUAACUAAACUUAUCUCUGCACUUUCAGAGGAGACAGAGAAUUUUAAGUGGACGAAGAUGUCAACUCUAAGCAUACCUCCAACGCUAUUUUCUCCUGUCGAUGACGUUUCACUUCUUCACAAGGCCUUCAGAGGAUUAGGGUGUGACUAUUCUAUGGUGAUCAAUAUACUUGCUCAUCGUGAUGCUUCACAGCGUAUGAGUAUCCAACAAGAAUUUACACAUUGGUACUCAGGAGAUAUUCGUACCUGUUUGACGGAGAAGCUUACUGGUAAUCUGAAGAUUGCAGUUUUGCUUUGGAUAUUAGAACCAGCAACGCGUGAUGCUGUUGUUCUGAACCAGGCACUGCUUAAAGAUGAUAUGAGAGGUGCGACUGAAGUUAUAUGUUCUCGUACACCUACCCAGAUACAGACCUUCAAGCAGAUCUACAACUCAAUGUUCGGGUUACUAGAGCAUGAUCUACAAAAACAUACCUCUGGAGAUCAUAAGAAGCUUUUGGUAGCAUACAUAAGCAUACAGCGUGAUGAAGGUUCUGAAUUUGACAUAAUGGCUGCUGAAAAUGAUGCAAAGACGCUCUAUUUAGCUGUGGAGAAGAGAUCAGGAACUGAUAAGAUCAUUAAAAUUUUUAGUGAGAGCAGCAACGCACACUUAGUCAGUGUAGAUUCAAUCUACAAUAGGAUGUAUGGACACUCUCUUGAAAAGGCUAUAAAGAAGGAUAUAACAAAGCCGUUUGCAUCUGCUCUUUUGACAAUAGUAAGAUGUGCGGAAAAUCCAGGAAAAUACUUUGCCAUGGUACUACGGAAAGCAAUGAAGGGAUUAAGAACUGGUGACAAAACACUCAUCAGGGUUAUUGUGACAAGGGUGGAGAUUGAUAUGCAGUACAUAAAAGCUGAGUACCAGAAGGAGUAUAAGAAUUCAUUGGUUACUGCAGUUCGCUUGCGAACAGUAGGGAAUUACAGGAAAUUUCUUCUUGCUCUGUUGGGUACAAAGCAUUGAGGAUACAUGUGUAUCCAUUGUUUUGCUUUUUUCCUUUUCUUCUUAGUUACAUGGACUCUUCAAUUCACCUCAAGUACCCGUGUCAGAUCCUUAACACUCGGAUGUGGACACGGAUACCUGGACACUUCAUUUUAAGCUAAAAUCAUAAUUUCCAUAGAUUAGCUAAGUUAGACACUUGGACACAUACCUGUGUCAGACAUGGGUAUACGAGUCCAGGUAACAUAGUUUUCAUUCGGUUUUUGUGAGAUAUGUAGGUGAUACUGUUAUUGUAGGUUAGCGUUGGUUCUUAAACGUGAGUGUGCAAUUUAAACUUCAUAGUCUGUUGUAUUAGAUUUCAAGUUGAUUGUGUGCAUGUGCAAGAUUCUUGUUGGAGUCUUGGCGACUCAAAUUAUCUCACUCAUAGAGAAGUAUUUACCUUCA
Beta vulgaris subsp. vulgaris (sugar beet) is the source of this 1653-nucleotide messenger RNA. RefSeq names its product annexin D5. The transcript is spliced from 6 exons. The record is from RefSeq and is a predicted model, not a curated record. Gene Ontology annotation, cellular component: cytoplasm. Gene Ontology annotation, molecular function: calcium-dependent phospholipid binding; calcium ion binding. Lineage: Eukaryota; Viridiplantae; Streptophyta; Magnoliopsida; Caryophyllales; Amaranthaceae. The coding region runs from base 298 to 1233 and encodes 311 amino acids.